AUGGCCUCAGGACUAGGGAUAUCCGACCUAAUCCUACACAGCGACUCCCAACUAGUCGUGAAUCAGGUCAACGGUGUAUAUAUGACGAAAGAAGAUAGGAUGGACAACUACCUACGAGUUGUAAAAAAAGAACUUGAAAGGUUUAAAACCACCCAAAUCAAACAAAUUCCCCGAUCUCAGAACAAUCACGUCGAUGCAUUGGCCCGCCCAGCCACCAGUGAGAGAAUCAAGGAGUUCAAUAGCAUUCCCAUAGGAAGAAUAUCCCUACCGUCCACCGAGCUAAAUAAAGUGGUCCUUAUGAUAAAAGACCCCAAACCAACUUGGCAAGACGAGAUCAUCUCUUACCUGAAAAUCGAAAAAUACCCCGAAAAUUCUGCAGAGGCUAGAAAGCUCCGAACAAAGUCGGCUAGAUGCGAUAAGUGCCAGCGCCUCGCCCCCAUCAUAAAUACUCCACCGUGCGAACUAAACCCAGUGACAGCACCCUGGCCCUUUGCAAAAUGGGGGGUUGACCUAAUUGAACCCAUGCCCGUUGGAAAAGGAGGUGUAAAAUUCGCCAUCGUCGUAGUGGAUUACUUCACUAAAUGGGCCGAGGCAGAGCCCCUUGCCACCAUCACCGAACAGAAAAUAACCAACUUUUUGUUGAAAUCAUUGAUCUGCAGGUUCGACAUACCUCACUCCAUUGUUACGGAUAAUGGAAAACAGUUCGACAACGCACGACUUUCGGAUUUCUGCGAAGAGCUUGGCAUCAAGAAACAUUUCUCAUCACCAAACCAUCCACAGGCAAACGGCCAAGUCGAAGCCAUUAACAAGAUUAUUAAGCACACAUUGAAAGCAAAACUCGACUUGUUUAAAGGAGGAUGGGCUGAGGAACUCCCCAGUGUGUUAUGGUCUUAUCGUACUACCGCAAGGACAAGCACAGGAGAAACCUCGUUUUCACUGGCUUUUGGCACAGAGGUCAUGAUCCCACUAGAAAUCAACAUUCCUUCACUGCACAUAACUGAUUACGACGAAGAAAGGAACCACAUAGCCCUUCACACGGAACUCGACCUAACCGAGGAAAAAAAGAACAACGCCGAACUCAAAAAUGCCAUUUACAAACAGUGA
Messenger RNA from Olea europaea var. sylvestris, 1104 nucleotides. RefSeq lists its product as uncharacterized. Gene Ontology annotation, biological process: DNA integration. NCBI's taxonomy places the organism in Eukaryota, Viridiplantae, Streptophyta, Magnoliopsida, Lamiales, Oleaceae. Gene Ontology annotation, molecular function: RNA-DNA hybrid ribonuclease activity; nucleic acid binding. The record is from RefSeq and is a predicted model, not a curated record. The transcript has 2 exons. The coding region runs from base 1 to 1104 and encodes 367 amino acids.